Heterobasidion irregulare TC 32-1 is the source of this 324-nucleotide messenger RNA. RefSeq lists its product as uncharacterized. The record is from RefSeq and is a predicted model, not a curated record. The transcript is spliced from 3 exons. Bases 1 to 324 code for a protein of 107 amino acids. Lineage: Eukaryota; Fungi; Basidiomycota; Agaricomycetes; Russulales; Bondarzewiaceae.
AUGCCCUUCGUGGCGCAGCCAUCAGAUCUCAUGGAACUUGGCCAUGGGAGUCGCUGCACCGAGGAGCACGCGCUCAGCGCAUCGUCCUGCGCCACCGCAACAGGCUCGCGUCCCUUUAUGGACAAUCGCUGCAGACCCUCCUUCGCAGUCACAGAACGCGCGACGAUGAUCGUGCCCUCAUGGAUGACCGCGUAUUUCGCGGCCGCCGCAGGUCGACUCCACACCCGCGCGCGCGUCCAGAUGCACGCAGCCAGCCUGCGGAAGCCUGCCCAGACGGUGGACGCGGGCUUCGAACGCACGGCGCAAAUCGCGCAGGCAGAUUGA